Molecule: messenger RNA, 3195 nt
Organism: Kwoniella botswanensis
Lineage: Eukaryota; Fungi; Basidiomycota; Tremellomycetes; Tremellales; Cryptococcaceae
Exons: 9
Coding region: 1-3195 (1064 amino acids)
Biological process (GO): DNA-templated transcription; regulation of DNA-templated transcription
Cellular component (GO): nucleus
Molecular function (GO): DNA-binding transcription factor activity, RNA polymerase II-specific; DNA binding; zinc ion binding
Source: RefSeq, a predicted model, not a curated record
AUGCCAAAAGACGACCCAUCUCAUCCACCACCCCUCAAACGAGGUGAUGCCUGCCUAUACUGCAGGAAGAGGCGAAUCAGAUGUUCAGCCGAUAAACCAACUUGUCAACAUUGUUUGAAAUCAGGUAGAGAAUGCGUUUACGAUUCAGGUAAACCCGUUAGCAGAGUGAAACAGCUGGAAGAGAAAGUAGCACAGUUGGAGAACCUUCUGAAGUCCAGUGCAGGCAAGGAUAAUAGUGAAGAUAAUGGUAGAAGGGAGAGUAAUACUAGCACUGCAUCGACCUCUCAACCUCCUCCUUUACUGCAUCAUUCUUCAAGUAGCUCAUCUCAAUCUCAAGAUGUACCCAUGGACCUAUCGGGAAUGGGAACAGGAGAACCCUCAUCAUCAACUUCGUAUGGUUACUCAAUCAACAACGAGAACUUUGAUAUCAACAUGUUCGACGCUAUACUAGGUAGUAGUACUGGUCAGAAUACCGGUUCUUCAAGUCAUAAUAGUUUUGCAAGUUUCGGUGGUGCUUUCUUCAGUGGGAGUGCAAGUACCGGUGCGACACCAAACUUUUUCGGAUUUGUCAACUCAUCUUCACCAACUGCACAGAAUCCAGAAAGCCUGUUUGACUUUAACAUGUUAGAUCCGAACUAUAUGAAUUUAUUAAAUUCUUUUGGAGAUACUUCUACUGGUCCUUCCGCUGCUGCUCAGCCCACUGUGAAUUCAGAUCCCCAGUCGCAUUUCCAAUCACCCAAUAUUAAUGCAAAUUCAUCGGUUCCUAUUCAUCAUCCUCAUCCUCAUCCUUCAUUCGGUGCUUUUCCCCAUCCUCAUCCCGGUGGACCCCCUCAGCCACCUACAGCCAGUAUCAAUGAACCCAUCUCAGCUUCUCUUGGAUAUUACGAUCCCAAUAGUACCAGUUGUCCCAUGCACCUCAGCUCAGACGACUCAAAUGUGCCAUCUUCAUUCAAUCAGCCCCAGUCCGAACCCCAGACAAAUCCAUCAAAUCCUGUACACGGUACCUCUUCUUCUUCCUUGAACCAACCCGUCAACUCACGUAAUCCCGAAGACAUCGCACGAGCAUUCUUCGACACCCUCAGUCAUAAUAACACGCUUACCGAAUCAGAAAGCAGAAUAGCUGAGGUACUUAGAUCAUCACAGUUGAAACAACCCGUAUCAUCAGAUCCAGAAUCGUUCUUGAAGGCUGUCGAAAAAUCAAUGGAACGUACCGUGGGUGCCGAUAGGCAUACAUCGAUCACAACAGGUAAAGAUGAUACGAAAAAUCAACAAGAACUGAAUUCACAACAGUGGGUAACGGGUAUAACGGACUCUUCAACUCUCAUCGAUCCGGCUGGUCCAGGUACAAGCCCUCCCGCUACUACCGACAGCAGUGGUGGAUUGAGAAGCUCGGUGCCGUUUUAUGAUCCCCAAGAAGAUAUUGCAGAAGAUGAGGGGUCGAAUACGUUGGUUGGUGGUUGGUUCGAUGCUCAUGAUUUACCAAAAGUUGCAAGGGAUCAUCUAUUGGAUCUGUUCUUCUCGGGGAUGAGGUUGUUUGGACAGGAGUUUCACGUACCGAGAUUCAUGGCCAGUCUUACGCUCCCUGCCCAUAAACGACCUCAUCCAUGUUUACUAUACUCCAUGUACACCCUCGCAUCUAGGAUAUCCGAUUCCCCACCUAUCAGACAAUUAGAACCUCAUUUCUACAAGAUCGCUUCUAGUCAGCUGGAAACUUCCAUCGGUAUGGCCGAUAGGUUAUUGGAUGCUACGAGGGCUUCUACGCUGUUGGCUAUCUACAAGUACAGUAAAGCUAGGUAUCAUGAAGGAUGGAUGAUGACCGGCCAGGCUGCUAGACUCGCUGUAUCCUGCGGACUACACCAAAUCCCCUCAUCAGUCUUCAAACCCUCCAACUUACCUCACCUCAAUGCUGACCUGGUAGGAAUGAUGAGACAUCGAUCAUAUGUCUUACCCCCACCUAAGGAUGCUAUAGAGCUAGGAGAGAGGAUAUGGUGUUUCUGGUCAAUCUACGUCACAGAUCGAUGUGGAAGUAUAUCAACUCAGUGGCCUCCGGCCAUCUCGGAUGAAGUGAUCACUACACCUUUCCCUAGGCCUUUGCACGAGUACGAGCUCGGCCUCGUCACUGAACAAGAUGACCAUCAUUCCAUACAAUCGAUAUACAAACCUUCACCUCAUCAUAACCCUCUACCACACUACGCAGAGACCACCCUCAUCUCCAUCAGAUUACGUGCUAUCUGCAUAUUGGAAAGAGCUUCGAAAUUGAUGUAUCACUCUCCCGAAGAAGGUUGGGAAAGAUCCUUACCAAUGCUCAACCCUACUUCCACCUCCACUACUUAUUCCAACUCGAAUUCGAACUCGCCAACAAGUAAUAUAGAUGAUUAUAUCUAUUCGCAGAUCAGUACUGCAGCAGGUUUCGUGCCUUCUUAUCAAACUAGCAGUGGCGGUACGCACCAUAGUAGUACUAGUCAUAGUAGGAGUAAAGAAGGAUGGACAAGAACAGCUCGAAUUAGGACACCAAAAGCGUAUGAAGAAGUGAAACAGGCUUUACUCAAGAUCGAAUCUGAUUUACCACCUGAAUGGAGAGUUGAAUGGUGGAAAUGGGAUGGCAAAGUACAAGAAUGGCAUUUCACCAAAGCUAGAAAAGACCUUAUAACGCUGCACUUUGUUUUAGGCUGCGCAUGGAUGUUCCUCUAUGAUGUUUUCUCAUUUAGCGCUGAGAACAUCGAUGCGAUCAACGUGGCCAAGAGAUUGACUGUAACUGUUAGAUUUGUUUCUAAGGAGGCCAUGACUAGUGAUUUGGAUGUGUUUAUCGCUAUGACAUGGUCAUUCAUCUCUAAGAUCUUGAUCAGGGAAAUGAAGAGAUUACAAUCCCUUGGUGAUGUUGCAGGUGCAAACUCUCUUGAACCUGAUGUCCAAAUACUCGUCACGGCCCUUCGAGAAUUCGGACAACGUUAUACGAUCGGUACGAUGCAGGCUAUGCGUACUGAGAGAUAUAGAAAGACAACGAAGGAAGAAACUUCUUUCUUGUAUAAGGCAGAUAAACGAAAUCAACGUCAAGAAGAUGGCGACGACGACAGUGAUGGUGAAGAAAAAGAUGUUGAUGAAGAGAGGAUUUCAUUUGUCGAUGUGAGAGAUACGAUGGGUGGUACAGAAGAUUGGAGGACAACAGCAUUAGGAUCGAGAUUGGGUGGAGAAUGA